AUGGGCACAGAUAAUAAAACAUUUGUACAACAACCAUCGUCAAAAGUUACAGUUGUAAUGUCAAAAAAUGAUAGAACGAAAAAAUCAAAAAGUAGUUAUAAAUCUAAACAUAAUAAUCAACGACGUUCAUCAUCAACAUCAUCCAAUUCAUCAACUGAACAUGGACGUAAUUCAACAUCAAGAAAAAAACAUGAGAUUAAUAAUUCAUCAGAAAAAAAUUCCAAAAGUAAAAUGAAACUUUCAUCAACUGUUGAAUUAUGUAAUAAUAAUAAUAAUAAUAAUGCGAAAUCAUCAAACGAAAAUAAAAAACAAUCAAAUCGUUCUAAGCACAAUUCAUCAGAAUCUCCAUAUCAACGAAAUAAUAAUAUAAAAAAAUUACGAAGUCGAUCAAAAUCUCAAUCAUCUCGAAGUCGAUCCAAUGAAAGAUCUCCACCUCGUCAUCGUUAUCCAAAUCCAUCGAGGUUACACAAUCGAGGUGGUCGUAUGCUUUAUAAUCCACCACCAAUGAUGACUAAUUCGUCUAUACGAAAUAAUAAUAAUAGUAAUCGUCGUUCUAAUGAUAAUAGUUCACCACAAUUAUUACUUGGUGGUUAUCGCCCUCCUUUAUCUAAUUUUCAUGAUCAUAAUAGUUCAAUAAAUAAUGCUACUUAUCUACAUAAUGUUCAUAAUAUGGCAAAUAUGAUACAAAAUAUGAGUAAUCUAAUGCAGCAAAAACAAAAAUCAAAUUCAAAUAUGAAAUAUUCAAAUGCAAAUAAUCCAAAUAAUCAUUUUUAUCAACAAUUUCGAAAUAAUUAUAAAAAAUUAAAAUCUGGAAAAAAAAUAAGCAAUUUAUAUCAAGCAUCAUUUCCUGCUCAACAUAUUCCACGUGAAAUGAAUUUUAAUUUUCGUUUACUUGGACGAAAUAUAUUUACAGCAUCGGAUGAUGAUGAUGGUGAUGAACAUGAACAUGAUUCAACAACAUCAGAAAAACAUUCAAAACAAAAACAACAACAUCAUUCAACUUCACAAUCAUCUGAUAGUUCUGAAGAUGAACGUCGUGAAGAAGAAGAAGAAGCUACGGUUGCUGCUAUUGCAGCUGGUAAAUCAAAAUCUUCACCUAUACUUAAAAAUUCUAUUAAACAAAAACGUUCAUCAACUAAAUCUAAUCGAAAUCAUACAUCAUCUUCAAUAAAAACAAUAUCUAAUCCACGUGAAUUAUUAACUAAUUCAAACAAUUUAAGUACAUUACUUGCUGGUAUUAUACAAAGUGAAAAUUCCGAAAUAAUUGCUAAUACAUUAGCCAGUGCAGCUGCUAUUGUUAAUAAUAAACGAGAACGAACAAAAAAAUAUUUAGAUAAAAAAGUACAAAAAUUUAAAAACUAUGCAAGACUUCAACAAACGCAAAGUAUUGGAACUACAGAUGCAUCAACAACAAAUCCGGAUGAAAUCAAAAAGAAAAUUGAUGGUCUUGCAAGACGAUUACGAAUGAAAACUGUUGGUUUACAUGAAGAUUAUGAAUUACAAGGUAUGAAACAUUCCGAUGAUUCAAGUGUAGAUUCCGAUACAAGUGAACGUCAUCAUCAUCGUCGUCAUUCAUCAGAUUCUCCUAGUGAACGUUCAAAAGAUAAAGAUAUUGAUAGUGAUACAAGUACAAAUCCUAAACGACAAGAUAAACUUAAAAAAUUAACUAAAAAAAAAAAUUCUUCUUCUAGUCAAAUUAUCGAUUCAAGUGAUGAUGAACAUCGUUCUGAUGGUAAUGAUAGUGAUGGAAGCAUGCUUAAUUUAAAUGAAAAUCUUAAACCUAUUGGUUAUUAUAUAAAAGAUCGUGAACGUAUGUUACAUGAAAUGUUUCGAUGUAUUCAUGGUCAUAAACUUCAAGCUAUUCUACCGGAUGUAUUAAAGAUUAAUUUAUAUGAUUUAUUCAUUGGUACAGUUACACAAACACGUUCUAUCGACGAAAUAAAAGCAAGAUGUCUCGAUCAACUCGACAUUUUAUCAAAAAAACGUAUUCGUACAAUAUUAUUAGCACAACCAAUGAUUUCAUCAAGUGGUACAGAAGAUAGUACAGAUGAAGAUGAACAAAAUACAUUUACAUUAUAUCCACAUUUAAAAUCAUCAUUAGAUAUAACAAAUAAUAAUGCUGCAAAUGUUACAACAACAGCAACAUCUCCAAUGGAUGAUAAUACAAAAUCUUUACCAAAUGGUAAAUUUCGCCCAGUACAAAUGUAUACAGUUACAGAAAAUUCUUCAUCUUCAACAACAACAAUUCAUAAUAAUCUUUCAACUCCUGCUAUUAUCGGUGUUAAUGAAGAUGUCAAUGAUUAUUAUGAAGAUUUUAAAAAAAUUAAAAAAUUAACAAAUCUUCGUCGUAAUGAACAAGAUGAUGAAUUAAUACCAUUUCCUGAUCAAACUGGUAAAAUUUUACAACCAAUUGGAAUAAAUUUACCAAAAUUUGAAUUUAAACCAAUAACAAGUUUAACGCAUAAUAAACAAACACAUUUUAAUGCUCGUCGAAUUGCUAAUCGACAAAAACAACAACAACAACAACAACAAAAUGAGAUACGUCAAGAAAUAGAUGAUUUACUUAAUAUUGAUGAUUUUGUUUUACCUAAUGGUGAACGUCCAUUAUCAUCAGUUGAAUUAUCAAUAAAUAAAGAAUAUCAAUAUGGUUUACCACCAAAAAUACAACGAGUAGAACCACCAAAAAAAGGUUCAUUAGGUGAUUUACUUAAACGAAAAAAGACCGAAAUCAAUGAACGUAGUCCAUCGCCAAUAAUUUCAAAACGAAUACGACAUAGACAACGUUCAUAUUCAUUAAGUUCAUCAUCAUCAUCAGAACGAAUGUCAAGGGAUUCAUUAUGUGAAAUGAUUGAAUCAAAUACAAAAAUCGAUAAUGAUGAAAUUGAUAUGAGUGAUUUAUCAAAAUUACUUGAUUUAAAUGAAGAAGAUGAAUUAUUAUUAUUACAAAUUGAAGUUGAACAAGAAGAACGUAAUUUACGUCGACAAGAAAAACGAAAACGUAAAGAAGAAAAAAAGACAAAGAAAAAUAAUUUAAUCAUUAUUAAACAAUGUUUAAAUAAUUUAAUAGAAAAAAUUCUUUUUCAAGAAAAUAAGAAAUUUAAUUAUAAACGACCAUUUGAUGAUAUUAAUAAUUUUGAUGAUAUAUUGAAAAAAAUUAAAAUUUGA
Molecule: messenger RNA, 3165 nt
Organism: Rotaria sordida
Lineage: Eukaryota; Metazoa; Rotifera; Eurotatoria; Philodinida; Philodinidae
Source: the annotation of a GenBank genome assembly